Vicia villosa (hairy vetch) is the source of this 1122-nucleotide messenger RNA. Its product is annotated as SNF1-related protein kinase regulatory subunit beta-2-like. The coding region runs from base 76 to 888 and encodes 270 amino acids. Gene Ontology annotation, molecular function: protein binding. NCBI's taxonomy places the organism in Eukaryota, Viridiplantae, Streptophyta, Magnoliopsida, Fabales, Fabaceae. The transcript has 4 exons. The record is from RefSeq and is a predicted model, not a curated record.
AAGUAGACUGUCUCUUCCCAAAGACCGAGAGUGAGUCGCCCACACGAGCACUUCUUGUUACUGUUUCUCUCACAAAUGGGAAAUGUGAACACUAAUCCUUCCCAACAAGACCAACAACCUUUUUCCGCCACCGUGCCGGUGAACGGAGAUUUAACCGAUAACCCCAUGAUGACUCACUCUCCUCCCACAACCCCUAGAGCCACUCAUUCUCCACUCAUCUUCACUCCUCAAGUUCCUGUUGUUCCUUUACAAAGACCUGAUGAGAUGCAUUCAUGGACACAAACUACUUCUGGUCAUGAAGAUAUCUACACUCAACACACAAUUCCAACUCUGAUUACUUGGAGUUAUGGUGGUAAAGAUGUUUCUGUUGAAGGAUCUUGGGAUAAUUGGAAAUCAAGAACUCGGUUGCAGAGAUCAGGUAAAGACUUUACAAUAUUGAAGGUACUUCCUUCUGGUGUCUACCAGUAUAGAUUUGUUGUUGAUGGAAGAUGCUGUUACGCUCCGGAUUUGCCUUGGGCACAAGAUGAAGCUGGGAAUUCUUACAAUGAGUUGGACUUGCAGGAUUAUGUUCCUGAAGACAUUGGAAGCAUUUCUGGUUUUGAACCUCCUCAAUCACCAACCUCAAGUUAUGAUAAUUCACAACUUAGUUCUGAAGAUUAUGCAAAGGAGCCACCAUUAGUCCCUCCCCACUUUGCAACUACACUGCUAAAUAGGCGUACAACAAACACGGAAAUCCAACCUCCUAUGCCAAGACCUCAACAUGGAGUGCUCAAUCAUCUUUACAUGCAGAAAGAAAAGACUAGUAAUUCCGUGGUUGCCCUUGGUACAACGCAUCGUUAUCUGGCCAAAUAUGUCACUGUGGUGCUAUACAAGUCUUUGCAGAGGUAAAUCAUACACGAUCAAGAUCACUACAAUAAAGUCAAGAUUGUUCAACGGGCAUUUAUCAGAUAAUUUAGUUUCAAUUCUUACAUAUUUGAUGAUACUUUUGUCAAGAAAUUUUGAUUGAGUGAUCAAGAGGAUAAAAUAAUUCCCGCGUUCUUCUCAUCAUUUAUAGAUGGACAACAAUUUGGCUAUUAAGCUAUUUUGCAAUUCAUGUCCACCAUAUUUUCAUUUUCAUCUUUA